Molecule: messenger RNA, 1503 nt
Organism: Dendrobium catenatum
Lineage: Eukaryota; Viridiplantae; Streptophyta; Magnoliopsida; Asparagales; Orchidaceae
Product: SNARE-interacting protein KEULE-like
Exons: 12
Coding region: 417-1478 (353 amino acids)
Biological process (GO): intracellular protein transport; vesicle-mediated transport
Cellular component (GO): plasma membrane; secretory granule
Molecular function (GO): syntaxin binding
Source: RefSeq, a predicted model, not a curated record
UCCGUUUAGGGUUUUCGUUUCAUCUUCUCUUUUCGUCGUUGCUGUUCGGCUUCGUUGCUUCGCAGGAGUUGCUCUUCGGCUUCUUCGUUGCUGUUCGACUUCGUUCCUUUGACGUCUUUCCCUUACUGUCGGAUUGGAAGUUAAGACAUUUUGAUCGGAACCAAAGAUGGGAGCUCGCUGUCUGUAAAGGCACGGGAGCUCGCUGGCUGUGAAGGUAACUUUCUCCCUUUCGCGCGCUUCUUCGGCCAAAUCCCGUAAAACCGCCGAACUAGAGGAUUUAGUAAAUCUGCGAUUUACGGCAAAAAGAGGGAAACGGAGGAUUUAUUCCGCCGGGAGAUUUAGGGGGCGCUCAAAUCCCGUUUGGCAGGAUUUAGCAUAAAUCCUGUUGCCAAACAGCCUCCGAGGCAUUUCCAAUCAUGUCAAUGUCGGAUUCCGACUUCUCGUCCGGUGGGGAUUACAAGAAUUUCCGUCAGAUCACUCGCGACCGGCUUUUAUAUGAAAUGCUUCGACCAACUAUGUCCAAAGACUCAAACGCAAGAGGGAAGGUACUCAUCAUGGAUAAGCUUACUACCAAAAUUAUGUCAUGUGCUUGCAAACGGUCUGCGAUCCAUGAGGAAGGAGUUUCAUUGAUGGAAGACAUUAACAUGGGAAGGCAGCCAAUGCCGUCAAUGGAUGCCAUAUAUUUUGUUCAGCCUACCAAAGAAAAUGUAACCAUAUUCAUGUCUGAUAUAUCAGGGAGAUCACCUUUAUAUAAAAGAGCAUAUGUUUUUUUCAGUUCCCCUAUUUCUAAGGAACUAGUCAGUCACAUCAAAAGUGAUGGAAGUGCAUUAGCUCGCAUAGCUGCAUUGAGUGAGAUGAACUUGGAAUAUAUUGCCAUUGAUGGUCAGGGCUUUAUUACUGGCCAUGAGAGGGCUCUAGAAGAUUUGUUCAGUGAUAAUGCAGAAAUUUCACAGGCUCACAAUGCCUGUAUCCAUAACAUCGCUUCACGUAUAUCUACAGUUUUUGCUUCAUUGAGGGAAUUUCCCUAUGUACGCUACCGUGCUGCGAAGUCUUCUUUAGAUGCUUCUACCAUGACAACUCUUGGUGAUUUGAUCCCAACAAAGCUUGCUGCUGCUGUCUGGCACUGUCUUGCCAGGUAUAAGGCUAAGAUACCGGAUUUUCCACAAAUAGAGACCUGUGAAUUACUAAUUCUAGAUCGAUCCGUAGAUCAGAUUGCUCCUAUUAUUCAUGAAUGGACAUAUGAUGCCAUGUGCCAUGAUUUACUAAAUAUGGAGGGAAACAAAUACGUUCAGGAGGUGCCUAGCAAAACCGGGUCAACCUCUGAAAAGAAAGAGUUCCUUUUGGAGGAGGACCAUGAUCCUAUCUGGCUUGAACUUCGGCAUGCACAUAUAGCUGAUGCAAUUGAAAGGCUGCACGAGAAGAUGUCUAACUUCAUAUCAAGAAACAAAGCUGCACAAAUCCAUCACAACUCAAGGUAGUUAUCACCGAAAAAAGAUUUUUGCA